Molecule: messenger RNA, 960 nt
Organism: Aspergillus japonicus CBS 114.51
Lineage: Eukaryota; Fungi; Ascomycota; Eurotiomycetes; Eurotiales; Aspergillaceae
Exons: 4
Coding region: 1-822 (273 amino acids)
Source: RefSeq, a predicted model, not a curated record
AUGGGCACUCAUUGUUCGCAGCCUGCCGAGAGAUUGGUUUACGAAGCAGACCCUGGGAAAUGUGCAUGCAAUGCCAAAUAUUCGGACGCGCCUACUGCUGCUGCCCCUCCCCUCCCUGCUUGCGCUAACUGCCAGAAUCCGCAUGUCGCUAACGACAAGAACUGCCGCGCCCGUGCCAAAGAACUGAUCAAACUCAACAUCGCCUACAAAAAUAAGCCAAAACUUCACCCGGAGAAAACCGCCACCCUCCCUCUUAAUAUACCGGUCAGCCAUCCAACUAUUCUGCCAUCUGGAGGGCCAAUCCAUGUCUCAACCGCGCAGACAGACGCCCAAACAAAAAGCGACUCGGGGAGCGUGUUUAGCCCAAACGAUUUGGACCGACCGGCCAAACAGCGGCGGACUGCUUGCACCGCACUUACCACUUAUCUCCCCACCACCCCAACGCGCAAGCCCGCCGUCACCCGUGCCCACCGGGUCAGCCUGGAAAGCACCGACAGCGAGGCAACCGGCGAUUUCAAGCCGGGAAUCAGGCCAGGAAGCGACUCCGUCCUCCCUGCAUUGGACCGAGCAAUCCGGGAGGCAUUCUCGCGGGGUGGCGGUCCGUCCCAUCCGUCCUCCUCUUCCUCCGAGCCCGAGCCCGAACCUGAGCCCGAACCCGAAUCUAAGCCUGAACAUAAGGCCGACCCUCAGCCUCAACAACAUCGCCCGAAUCCCGAUGCUGCUACUGCUGUCCUUGCUGCCGCCGCCGCUGCAUGGCGCCCCCAAGCCGCCCAUCCUCAGCAGCCUCUUAAAGGCAAUUCGACUGAUGCAUACAACCCAUAGAGGUUCGCGCUCUUUGGAAAGGUAAAGGAUAAUAUGCCCAUGUUCCCAACUAAGCAGAGCCGGGUCUAUUACACAUUAAGCCAGAUGGAAGAACUUAUCUUUUUAGUAAUGCAGCGGGUGGCCACCCGCAGCCCAGAG